AUGUUCUCCGCUCGAAACGCUGGCCUUAUGGCCUGCGCAUGUUCCACUGGAGCGCUGUUUGUCUGCCUAUUCUACGUUCCAGCAUUGGUGAUGAAAAUUCAAAAUAUCAAUGAUCAGCUGCGUAUCGAUUCGGACGAGUUUCGCGUCAUGGCCGAUAUGACAUGGACAGAACUCUGCGAAAGCAGUCGCCUACCUGAAGCUUCUGGAUUCAAGCCAAAGCGCUGUGUCGAAUCAAAACUUUAG
Messenger RNA from Cooperia oncophora, 243 nucleotides. Lineage: Eukaryota; Metazoa; Nematoda; Chromadorea; Rhabditida; Trichostrongylidae. The record is from the annotation of a GenBank genome assembly.